Molecule: messenger RNA, 2793 nt
Organism: Rhizoctonia solani
Lineage: Eukaryota; Fungi; Basidiomycota; Agaricomycetes; Cantharellales; Ceratobasidiaceae
Product: cytochrome P450 family protein
Exons: 14
Coding region: 1-2793 (930 amino acids)
Molecular function (GO): iron ion binding; monooxygenase activity; oxidoreductase activity, acting on paired donors, with incorporation or reduction of molecular oxygen
Source: RefSeq, a predicted model, not a curated record
AUGUCGUCAAUUAGCUCGCGUACUGCUGUUUAUGUUUCUCUAGCAUUACCCGGCAUAGUUAUCCUUCGGAAACUGCUGAAAUCGAAAAAACACCGCCCCCCUUCUCCACUAUCCCUUCCUCUCAUUGGACAUUUAUUGUCAGUCCCUGCUGACACUGAAGGCAUUGCGUUCCUCAAAUUGGGGAAGCAACUCAACAGCGACAUAAUUUACUUACACCUCUUCGGGUAUGACUUUGUAGUUCUCAACUCUGCCCAAGCUGCUACGGAACUCUUGGACAAACGCUCGGCCUUGUAUUCAGACCGUCUAUGCCCAGCUAUGAUGCGAGAGCCCUCUCUGCUUGACUGGGCUGACCACCCUGUAUUCUUGGGAUAUGGUGAUGCCUGGCGGAACACGCGACGAAUGAUGAACAACUGGCUGAAUGGGCGUGCUGUUACAAAAUACUAUAGCCAACAGGAGCGCCAGGCCCGUCUACUGGUGCAGGAGUUGGCGGCCCUUUCCGGCUCACCCCAACCAUUUGCCGAAGUAAAACAUGAGCUUUUGUACACCAUGGCAUCAUCGAUGUUUCAACUAGUUUAUGGCUACGAACUACAAGGCAAAAGGGAUAUGUAUCUUGAAAAAGCCCGGACUAUAACUGAUAAUGCUAAUGGUGCUGCGAUGUUUACGAGCAAGUCAUCAGAUUUGGCUUCCUUAAGUUCCUGGCUGACGACCCACACAGACUUCCUAGUCAACAUAUUCCCAGUACUUGUACACGUUCCAGAUUGGCUCCCGGGCGCAGGUUGGAAGCGUACCGCUCGAGAAUGGAGAUCAUUAAAAGAAGAAGCGAUAAACUCACCUUACGAGUGGACAAAGGCCCAAGUGAAUAAAGGGAUCGCCCAGCCUUCUGUAGUGAGCUCUUUACUUCAGGAUCAUUCGUCAACCAUAGGCAUGAGCCCGGAAGAAAAGGAGACACGUAUCAAAGAAGCUGCUAUCACUUUAUACCAAGGCGAGUGGAGGCUCAGAUACCCAUCAACGUUGCUCGUUUUCGUUGCAGCAAUGGUUACUCACCCUGAUGUACAAAUCAAGGCUCAGCAGGAGCUCGAUGAUGUACUCGGCUUUGAAACGCUGCCGACGAUUGCUGAUCGAGAGCGGUUACCGUAUAUUCAAAACAUUAUUAACGAGUUAUUUAGAUGGCAACCAGUAUUCCCUACUGGUAUUCCCCAUAUGUGCUGGCAGGACGACAUCUACCGAGGAUAUAAUAUCGAUAAAGGAACCGUGGUUAUAGGCAACAUGUGGGCGAUGAGCCGCGAUGAGCGCUUCUACGAAGAUCCUGAAGUUUUUAACCCUGACCGGUAUCUGGAUCCAAAUGUCCCUAUUAUACCUAUGUUUGGAUGGGGGAGACGUCGAUGCCCAGGAAUGUACUUCGCCGAGCCCUCGUUGUUUGUGAGGAUAGCUUCAAUCCUCGCUACGCUCACCCUCUCAAAGAAGAAGGAUGCGAACGGAAUAGAAAUUACCCCUGUCAUAGAGCCCGGGGCCAACACGGCUAUUGUUCACCCGCGCCUACCAAUUCCCCACACUCAUAAGUUGCUUAAGUAUGAUGGCUGCCUGGGCCCCGCCGAUUACCCCAGUUCCGUCUCUUCGACCAUGAAUCCCACUCCCAUCGCCUCACACACCAUCUCUCUCGUUCUCCAGUACUUGCUCCCCCCGUCAGAACUCCCAACAUACCUUAUUUCUCGCCCAUUACUACAGCGUCAUCAUUUCCUCAGUAUCUCUUCCACCGACACUGCCGCCUAUCUCUGCUGGCCACAUCCUGGUGCUAACCCCGAAAAAUCUGUGGCUGCUCUUGAAUAUCUCUCUGCACAAGACCAUGAGUGGCUCGUGAGGACAGCAGAGAUUCGCUACCAACCACAAGCAUCGUCAUCUGAUGCUGCCCAAGCUCGAGUUUGGUUAGGUGACGCCAUUCAACUAGUCUUCAUUUGGGAGGAAGAUCAAGACGGCGCAGGGUGGCGGUAUUUUGACGCCGAUCACAGGCCUUUGCCUUCCAACUGCAGCCCCACUUUGUCCCCAGCACUUCAAGUCACUCCUCCGGAGCAAGAUCAGGAGCAAGAUAUAUCAGCAGACGAUUACUGGGCCGGGUAUGAUUCAGGGUCUUCUCCACGCUCCCCUCGUAUACCCGAGCGCGAGCUUGGCUUGGAUGACGAAGAUGCUUACUGGGCCUCGUAUGGCGCGGUUCAUGGCUCGGCAGAUUCGACAAUCCCUUCACCUGCACCUCAAAAGAAGCGCCUAGACGCAUGGGGUAGAGAAGAGCUUCCCUGGGAGGAACAUGCGGAACUUGAUGCACAGGCCUGGGAUAUCGAUGAGACCGCAUCUAGGCAUGGGUUAGGUGUCACGAUUCUUUCCAACUCUCGGCCACCCACACCUCCCACCAUGGCAACUCGAACUCUCGUUCUAUCAACCCAAAUUCAUCCACCCCAGCAAAUCGCGCCGCUUCCUGAUUUGAAUCACCGGAAUUGGACAAGUCCCCCAUCGUCUCUUUCCGCGCCUUUCUCCGCGUUGUCCGAACCAGACGACGCACCACUCGAUGAAGAACCCAAGGCUGAAUAUUCAGAGUCGAAAGACAAUGAGGAUCACGUCCCUCCCUUUGUCUCACGGCAGCCUUCUUCCUCCAGCAAAGUUCCCAGCACUGCAGACACGGGAUUGUCAAACGCCAUAAGGGGCAUGUAUGCAAUGUGGCUCACUUCCCGUCAAGACACCGGCUCGGAGGAGACCAGGAAAGCAUUCAUGGAACUGGUCCAGGGUGCUUUGAUUGACGGCUAG